AGUUAUAGAGAAUCCUGUUUUACCGGCUCAUUACGUCAUUUAUUUAUCGAGUCAACCUGUCAAAAUAUUUCACACGAUUCCAUUUGAACAAUAAUAAAAACUUUCUACAGCAUGUCGUGCCUCAAUUAGUGCUCUAAAUCAUGGCAUCGCACCAGCCUUACACAGGUGACAUCCUCCACUUGAACGUCGGCGGUAAAAGAUUUUCCACAUCAAAACAAACCCUAACUCUCAUCCCUGACACUUUCUUUACCGCACUACUCAGCGGACGAAUCUCGAGCUUACGUGAUGAAAAAGGUGCGAUUUUCAUCGACCGCGAUCCUGAAAUUUUCUCAAUCAUUUUAAAUUAUCUGCGGACGCGUGAAAUCGAUUUACAUGGCACAAACAUACGGACGUUGCGCCACGAAGCCGAGUACUACAAUAUAGCCCCCUUGGUGAAGCGGUUGAUACUUUGCGAGGAACUGACACAGUCAACUUGUGGAGAUGUGCUGUUUUACGGUUAUCUGCCACCCCCUUACGUUCCAAUUCAGGAUGCGCCUAAUCCGCAGUAUGUGGAAGCCACAGCUGUUCAUUCCGUACGUCCUGGCUCCAGUAUUCGAUUGCCGGAUGGUGAAAACAGUGGGGAAAAUGGGGGCCCGCAUUGGCCACAUCCUCCUCAAAUUCCCCCGAAUCAAGUAAUCACGACGCCCUAUAGCAGGACUCAAGGACAUUCGCGUAAUUCUUCAAUGGAAUUGAGAGUUUCGGCAACUUACAGUCGAAGUUCUCAGGAUUUAAGGGGACUGGCGAGUCGGGGACAUUCUCGGGCCGCUUCUUUAGAUUUAAGACACGUUAGGAAUUCGUCAGCCGAUUUGAACAAGUUGUUUAGGAAUGAUAUUGGUUUGGUUUUCGGAAAUUCGGGGUCUACGUGGGCUGACCCAUUACGUGUCCAAAUCAUUAAAGCCCAUCACAAUUGGAUUGUUGUAGGUUACGCUCAUUUUAUAGUUAGUUACAGACUGAAAGACUCCAGUGGUUGGCAACAAGUUUUCACUAGCCCCCACAUAGAGCAAAACAUUGAACGAAUCGCAAUCAAUGCGAAAAUGGGUAGCGGUGAAAACUCUAAAAUGGUUGCGAUUUCGUACGGAAGUCAAGUUCGUUUGUGGGGAAUUUCAGAUAAUGGCGAAAAAACAAACAUUGGAAUAUUUAAUUUGCAUGUUCCUGUCGAGUAUUUAUUUUUUAUCGGUAGUCAAUUAGUUGCGUUGUCUUCAUCCGGGAAGUUGGGAGUUUGGCAUGCAAUGACUCAACAUUGGCAAACGCAAGAUGUCAUGAGAAUCGCUUCCUUUGAUACAGCAGGAUCGAUUCUUCUCCUUGGUUGUAAUAACGGUUGUAUUUACUACAUAGAUAUGCAAAAAUUUCCUUUAAGAAUGAAAGAUAACGAUUUGUUAGUUACUGAACUUUAUCGGGAUCCGAAUAAUGAUCCUGUUACGGCAAUUUCCGUUUAUCUAACACCGAAAACAACGUCAGAGAGAGGUCGGGAAGAUUUGUGUGGCAAUUGGAUUGAAAUCGCAUACGGAACGACUUCUGGCGCAGUGCGCGUCAUCGUCCAACAUCCGGAAACAGUAGGUCACGGCCCUCAACUCUUCCAGACGUUCACAGUGCACCAAAGUCCCGUCACUAAAGUGACCUUAUCUGAGAAAUAUCUCGUUUCGGUCUGUUGCGAGUACAAUCAUGUGCGUUCUUGGCGAGUGACUCGCUUCAGAGGCAUGUUGUCGACGCAGCCGGGCUCCACCCCAGAAGCCUCCUUCAAGAUCGUCUCGUUGGAAGCAGUGGAGCCGUCAAUAAGUCACGCCACCUCCAACGAUUGUGGCCCGUUCGGCGAACAAGACGACGAACAGGUUUUCAUCCAGAAAAUUGUUCCUGAUGCGGAUCAACUGUUUGUCCGAUUGGCGAGCAACGGGAGAAGAGUUUGUGUGAUUAAAGCCGUAGAUGGCAGCACUGUCAGUGCGUUCUGUGUGCAUGAGUGUGAAGGCUCGAGUCGAAUGGGUUCGAGGCCGAGGCGGUUUAUUUUUACGGGACAUUCGAAUGGAUCGAUACAAAUGUGGGAUUUGACGACGGCGUUGGAUUUGGCGUAUAAAACGGAUUUAGCUGAUAAGACGAACGGAGGACCCUCACCUGAGGAAUUGUUGCAAAUGUUGGACCAAUGUGAUUUGAGUAAUAGUUUGUGUUCGACGCCUUGUAUGUCGCCUCUUCCUUCCAUUGCAGCAGCUGCGAGACUCAAAUCCAGUAAUGUGGCGUUUUUGAAUCAACAGGACGAUAGAGCCUCAAGUUCCAGUUAAAAAUUGGGGCACGAGUGUGCAAUAAAAAUCUUGCCUUGGUUAUUUUUAUCCUUAUUGUUACUUUUCAGUGGUAUUAGUUUUUAAUUAAAUGAAAUAUCGGUGUUAUUAAAUGGACUCUAUUGUUGACUGAAGCUUUGCUAUUUUUUACAAUUGGCAAAUGCUCUUGAAAUUGAAUUGUGAUAAAUUUUCAUGUUUCUUGAUGUAGAUCGUCCUCUUCAUUUAUUAAAUAAAAUACGAAAAAAUUAA
Messenger RNA from Tribolium castaneum (red flour beetle), 2555 nucleotides. RefSeq lists its product as uncharacterized. The transcript is spliced from 12 exons. Gene Ontology annotation, molecular function: protein binding. Bases 141 to 2309 code for a protein of 722 amino acids. Gene Ontology annotation, biological process: protein homooligomerization. NCBI's taxonomy places the organism in Eukaryota, Metazoa, Arthropoda, Insecta, Coleoptera, Tenebrionidae. The record is from RefSeq and is a predicted model, not a curated record.